Messenger RNA from Mytilus trossulus (common blue mussel), 955 nucleotides. RefSeq lists its product as uncharacterized. NCBI's taxonomy places the organism in Eukaryota, Metazoa, Mollusca, Bivalvia, Mytilida, Mytilidae. The transcript has 5 exons. The record is from RefSeq and is a predicted model, not a curated record. The coding region runs from base 145 to 804 and encodes 219 amino acids.
CGCCACGUCACUUACUUCCGGUUUAUUUUUUUCCACAACAUUGUUUUUGGAUUUAUUUCUCAGCUAUGCUUUAAAUGAUUUACUGAAGCCAGUAGACCUGCUUUUCACCAUGUUGGAAGAGAUUGUGUAGAAUGCACAGAAUAAAUGAUCUUAGAAAUGUCGGGAACAAGUAAAAAACAGAACUUAGUUCAGAAACUUUCAACACAGACGAAAGAUGGGUUGAAGAUAGAGAACCAAAGAUUAUGUAAGAUACUAAAUGACCUGAAGAAGAAGUACAAACUGACCUAUGAGGUCAUACAGCAACUAGAUCAGGAGUACCAACAAUCUAAAGACAGCAUGGUACUGAGAUACCCACAGUUGAAAGAUAUGAUAAGAAGAGCAACAACUGACCAAGUUCUACAGCAGGCUGAGAUGCCGAAAAUCCCUAAACAUAAAGGGGUUAAAGAUCUGUUCCAUAGUACAGAAGGUACAACACAGGUUCAACAGCCUGUCCAAUCAAGGUCUUCUAGUUUCUUACAGACCUGUAAACAGUUUGCUGGCAAAUCUGACGAUUCUUCUUAUGAAAUGAAAACAGUUACCAGAAAUCUUUCUGACAUGCAUAAGAAAGAGAUAGAAGAUGAUAACAAAAACAAGGAACACAUGAUCAGCGUGUACGAGAAUAAAUUCUUAAGAGCUCACAACAGACUAACCAAACUGAAGCAGGAGUUUAUUGCAUCUAAAGAAGAUCUUCUGCCUGUUAGGUACAACAAGUUGAAAGAAAUGAUAAAAACAGUAACUAAAGAUGAAAAAUUAAAACCUGAGUAAAGAAAGGAUGUCAUGUUUGAUAUUAGUACUUUACUUCUCAGGUUUAUGUUGUAAUUUUCUUUUUGGAGUGGAAAAAAGGGGGAUUGUAAAGAAAUAUGGUAAUUUCUUUUUCAUUGAUGUGCAAUUCAAUUCUAGUUAUCAUGAAAUAUGU